Messenger RNA from Zootermopsis nevadensis, 441 nucleotides. NCBI's taxonomy places the organism in Eukaryota, Metazoa, Arthropoda, Insecta, Blattodea, Termopsidae. The record is from RefSeq and is a predicted model, not a curated record.
AUGCUUUGCGAGCACUGUGGUCUACACUCUGGCGAUGUGGCAGUUCUCGCGUGGCAAGACAAGAAGCGAGUCACAAUGAUAUCAACUUAUCACAAGGAUGAUAUGCGUGUGACUCAAAACAAAGCCAACCGAGUACAGAUCAAGCCUGUUGUUGUUCGUGACUGCAACAAGGAGAUGCUGGGAGUUGAUCUGAAAGAUCAGAUGCUCCAGCCGUACUUGCUGGAACGAAAACGAGGAACAAAGUGGUACAUGACAUUGUUCAAAAGAUUACUGAAUGUAUCAAUACAUAACGCAAUGGUCAUGUAUCGGUCUGUUCCAAGUAACAGGAAAAUAGACACCCUGAAAUUCAGGAUUCUUCUCGUCCAAGGUCUCGUAGAGAAACACGGUCCUGCUGUACCACGUCCUGUAACCGGCCGUCCAUCACUUGAGCCCCCCACCUAA